Molecule: messenger RNA, 1470 nt
Organism: Salvia hispanica
Lineage: Eukaryota; Viridiplantae; Streptophyta; Magnoliopsida; Lamiales; Lamiaceae
Product: Mitochondrial transcription termination factor family protein
Biological process (GO): regulation of DNA-templated transcription
Molecular function (GO): double-stranded DNA binding
Source: RefSeq, a predicted model, not a curated record
GCAGCAGCAGGGGCAAAUCUCUGUUCUCAUCUCUGAGAUUUAUUUGUUACGAUUGAAUUAUUGAUAAAUAAAUGGUAUUCCUGCUCGCCGCCGGGAGAGGCGCUGCUUUUGUUGCAGGCCGCCGAUUGCGCACUUGUUUAUGCACAGGUCUACAUUUGCUUGAGAAGACUGAUGAUAUUGUGCCUUCAAGUUUUAAGUUGCUCCGCUUCAGCUUAUAUCGUUAUGUUCUAAGACCUGGGCAUUUUCACACAACAGUUUGUGAAUCCAUUGAUAGUCUACAAAAAGAGACAGAAUCAGCUGGUGAUGGGGAAAAAGUUAGAGAAUCAGCUGAAAUUUUCAAAGAAUGGGGUUGUAGUGAGAGUGAUAUAUCCAAGAUUUUCGAGCGACGUUCGUCUCUACGAAAGAUGGACAUUCAUAACCUUCGAUCAAAGCUCGACAUACUUUCUCGCUUGGGCGUAAAAUCAGCUGACCUUGUAAAAAUGAUACACUGCCGUCCCCGCUUGCUUAACUGCAGAAUCAACAUUGAUCUGAAUGAGCGCCUCGUGUAUUUGGAGGGUUUGUUUGGAUCGAAGGAGGUACUAGUGAAGGCCAUUGUGCGGAAUCCUUCUCUACUGACCUAUGACUUCCACAACAAAGUGAAACCCGUCAUUGCCAUGUACGAGUCGUUGGGCCUUAGUAAAAAUGACUUGAUAACCGUGCUUCUCUCUCGCCCCACUUUGAUCCCACGCACUAACCUGAACGAAGAGAAGAUAGAUUACAUCCGGAGAACUGGAGUCUCAGAGCAUUCAAAAAUGUACAAACACGUGGUAUCCAUAGUUGCCAUAUCACGCAUGGAGACCAUCCAUGAGAAGAUGAUGAAUAUGGAGAAAUACGGGCUUUCGGAGGAUGACUAUCUUGGCCUCAUCGGACGCUCUCCGCUCGUGCUGACUCUAUCCGUUGAUAAAGUCCAGAGGAACAUGACAUAUAUUCUCGGUACAAUGAAACUACCAGCCAGCGUGGUAGUUCAUAACCCGUUCUUGAUCUUCUUCAACCUGGAGAGGGUCUUGAAACCGCGUUUCCAGAUAGCAUGUAAAAUCGAGGAUAUGGGACUUACUCCCCAGAUAAAGGGACCACUGUUGUUGAGAGCGAUGAGGAUGUCGGAUAAAAGAUUCACCAAGGCGUUUAUAUCUUGUCACCCCGAGAGCGUGGCAAAGGAGCUGCUCUCAGCAUAUAAAGACGCGAAAUGCGUGAAAAGGUUAGCUGAGUCCUCGAAGAAGAACUUGCAUACAGGAUUCCCUUUCUGAAUUGUAAAAAGAGAGUUGUAGUAUAUCUUUAGAACAGCUGUGGAUGGUAUUUUUCUCACUCUUUCUACUCUUUUCCCCAUUGAAUCAGUUAGAAUAGUUACGUUUACUUUAUGUAGCUUUAUGUAUAACAUUUUUCUGUAAUUUUAAAUAUGUGGUGCUAAUAAUCUUAGAUGAGAUUAGAAAUGCA